AUGAGACAUUGUCUUGUCAAACAACAAAUGAUGCCUAUAUCGAAACCUAUAACAUCAAACAUUAGCAAUAGCAGCAAUGCAUUCUACCCUCCAUUUAAUCUAAUGCAACAACAACUUUUGCAACAACAACAACAACAACAACAAUUACUUCAACAACAACAUGCUCAACAACAACAACAACAACAACAACAACAACAACAACAACAACAACAAAAUAAUAAUAACAAUAACAAUCGAACUGUUUCAGAGUAUAUAACAGGAUGGGGAAUAGGAUUACCCAACUCAAAUCAUCUAGUUGGAAGAGCCUUUAAGUUGUGUCAUCCCCUCUUUAUCAAAUUUUUGGAAGGUCUAGUAGUCGAAGAGAGAUCCAACAACAACAAUCACAGCAACAAACAAGAAAAGAUUGAACUCAAAAAGAAAAUGAUACAGUUUCAAGAGAAUGCCAGACAAAAACAAAUGUACUAUGAAAAACAGCCUUCUUUGCAACUCGGACAAUGGGACAUUGGCAUGUUUUGCGCCUUUUUCCUAAAGACUCAGGGUGCUGUGCAACAGGCAUUUGGCAACAGUGACAGUAGUAGCUGUGUCAGAGCCUGUCUAUUGGAAAUACAAAGAGUGUACAUUAUUUGGGAACAAGAACAACAACAACAACAACAACAACAAAAUGGCUCUUCUUCAUCCUCUUCACUAUCCACUUCAAAUGGUAUGCUUGGAUUGUUGGGAUUGUUGAAUGGUGGUGGUGAACAUCAACACCAACAUCAACAAGAGGUUACAUCAUCAAUUAAUAUUGAUGUUUGUAUUGGGAUUUUGGGAUCGAUGGACAACUUGUUGUGUGAACUCGGUUGUGUCAAAGAGGCCAAAGAGCUACGAGUCAUCAAACAUACCCACUAUCUAACUGUAUUUAAAAAUUUUGGUACUGGUGUAUUCUUUAAUGACCAUGUAUCGGCUCAGGAUAUCUUGACACACACCUAUCACAACAUUGAUAGUUUAUUCCAAGUCAACUCGCAACAACAAAAACAUCAACAUCAACAACCACAACAGACAAUACUACAACAACAACAAACACCACUAUCACCAUCACCAUAUGGUUCAACCAAUCUAUUUAUAAAUUCACAAGAUUUAUUUCAAUCUCAAUUAUUACUACAACAACAACAACAACAACAACAACAACAACAACAACAACAACAACAACAACAACAACAACAACAACAACAACAACUUCAAUUACUCAACAAAUUAAAAUUAAAUACACAACCCGAGGAUUUAUAUUUUGGUAAUGCCACUGAAAAUGAAAAUGGUUUUGGUAAUAUCCAUACCCAUCAUUUGGUUCCAGACACCUCGUUAAUGUCAACAUGGAACAAUUCAAUGGACAAUAGUUUUUUUAAUAAUAUUUUAAAUCAUCCAAUAACAAAUAAUAAUAAUCAUAAUAAUAAUAUAAAUUAUAGUAUAUUAAAUAAUCAUCAACUAAUUAAUAAUAAUAAUGGAAAUAAUAAUAAUAGUAGUAAUAGUUUUAUUGAAAAUAAUAAUAGUAUUUUACUACAUCUCAACAAUAAUGUUGUUGAAAUUGAAAAAAAUACUCUAUUUAAUAAUAAUGAUAAAAUAAUUGAAAAUCAUCAUCAUCAACAAGAACAAGAUAAAGAUGAAAUAGAACAACUACAAGAUGAAGAUGAACAAGAAGAAGAAGAAGAAGAAGAACAAGAAGAGAAUCUUUUAGAAGAGAGAAAUAUUAUUGUUGGAGAAGAUUCUUCAGAUCAAGAACAACAAUUAGAGCAAGAAGAAGAACAACAACAACAAAUAAUUGAAGAUCUUGAUCAAAAUAAUAAUGUUAAUCAAAACAGUAUAUGGAAUGGUGGAUUGGCUGGUCUAAUUCAAAAACAAUUAAAACAAGAAAAUCAUCAAAUUCAAACUCCAACUACAAAUAUUCAAAAAAUAAUAACAAAGAUAAUUUCAUUAGAACAAUAUGAAUAUGAAUAUUUAGAAACUAGAAGAAAAAUUAUUCCACAAUUCUUGGUUAAAUAUCCCAAUCUUAGAAUAGAGGUUCAAACACCAUCAAAGUUGAGUGUAGAGGUGACAGGACCAUCGAAUGCAGUGUUGGAUUUUGAGUCGACUGUUGACAGGGAACUCGAAUUCUUUACAACUUGCAAGGUCGACUUUUCUUCAGACAAUACCUUUCCCUACAAGGUUAUGUCAUUAUUGACCAAGAUCCAAGCCACCGUUGACACACUUCCAAGCGAGGUUGGCAUGUAUCGUCCAAUGAGAAAGGAAGACAACUCCAAGUAUGACAUCAACAAGACCAUUCUCUAUGGUGUCGAAUCCAAGGUCUAUGACGUUGUCGAUGAACUCGAAGACUAUAUGAACAGCUUGCAUCACGAUGGGUACAGUCCAAGAAACGUUAAACAAUUAUUGGCCUUUCUCGAAAAGGAUGACCUUGAAAUCCAGAGUCAAAGUCAAAGAGACAGGUCCUCAAAACAGUCUUUCAUGCCAACAUUUCCAAAGACUCCACUCGAUUCUGUCAUCAAUGUAACCACUGAAAGAUCAGAAGAUAUUCAAUACAUUAGAGAUGAAUUACAAAAUGUCCUAAGAGAACCAGAUUGGACUUAUAAAGUAUUUGAAAAUUUAAAUGAUUCUCUUGAUGGUGCUCUUGAAUCUAAAUGGAAAUCAUUGUGUAAAAGUAGUAAUGUUAGAUUUUAUGUAAAUAUUAAUAAUUCAAUUAUUUUAAUUGGAUCUUCUAGUCCAGUUAAAGCUAUUCAAUCAAUUAUCCAAAAAGAUAUUUCAACAAAUUAA
Messenger RNA from Cavenderia fasciculata, 2781 nucleotides. Its product is annotated as protein serine/threonine kinase. The coding region runs from base 1 to 2781 and encodes 926 amino acids. The transcript has 6 exons. Lineage: Eukaryota; Evosea; Eumycetozoa; Acytosteliales; Cavenderiaceae. The record is from RefSeq and is a predicted model, not a curated record.